AUGAAAAAACAAAAGAGGAAUAGUCCGCAAAGGAGGAAAAAAAUUAAGGAAAAAAACAACAUAGAUUACGAAGAAAGUAAAGCACCUAAUGGGGGAAUUACAUAUUCACUGAUAAAUGAUUAUCAUGACAGUAAUUUUAAAAAAAAUUUUUAUAUAAAAAGCAUAAGAACAGAUGGAAACUGUUUAUUUAGAGCAGUUUCGGAUCAGUUAUAUAACUACGAGGAGAACUAUAAAGAAAUUAGAAAACGAGUGGUUGAACAUUUAUUAAAAAACGAAGAAAAGUAUAAGAAUUUCUUGGAAUAUGAUGAAAGCUUUAAAUCUUAUAUAGAAAGCCUGGAUGGUACAUGGGGAGGGCAGUUAGAACUUCAAGCCGUGGGAGAAUUAUUCAAAGUUAAUAUAUUAAUAUACCAGGAAAAUGGGUGCAUCCUAGAAAUAAAAAAUCAUAGCGAUGACAACAAGUGCAUACAGUUACACUAUGCCUCUAGCGAGCAUUAUAACAGUGUGAGGUUCAAGAACAGGGCUCUAGAAAAUGAACUCAAGUGUAUAUUAGACUUAAGAGAAAUACUGAACGACAAGGACGAGAACGAUUCGACGAAAACUUUCUAUGAGACGACGGAAAACGAGCUAACGGAUGAGAAUGAGGAUUGCAGUUCAAGUCAUAUAAAAGAGAACAGGAAAAUGAAUGAUAGUUUAGGGGAUAAAUCAAAUUGCUUUAGUAGAUUAAUGGAGGAACAAUAUGGAUUAGGUGAAUAUAUAAAUGAUAAGGAUGAACCAUAUAUUUUUUUUGUAAGUGAGGAUGAGAAUACACCAAAUGCUUUUGAUAUAUUACAAAGUAUUAGUAAUGGGAUAAGACGUAAAAAAGCAAGGAGUAGGAGUAUGCCAGGGAUUAAUGAAAAAUUUCUUUAUUUUUUUUCGAAAAAUCAACUAAAUGAAAAAAUAGAAAGUGAUAGUACAAUUGAUAACUUAAAUGAAAAGAAAAAUAUAGAAAAAAAAAAGCAAAAAAAAAAUGAAAAAAGGAAAAUUAAUUUUCUCAAAUGCAAUUAUAUAGGACACGAAAAUGAAGAUAUUUUGAAUGAGUAUUUGUCUAGCAUUGGUAAUAAUAGCAGUGAUUUGGGGAAGGCUACUAUUCGUAUAUGUUAUAAUAAAACAUUCCACAAGUAUUUGCGCUUAUCCAAAAUGAUGGGGGAAAUUGAGGGGGAACCAGAGGGGAGACUUGCCGUGGAGGAUAACAACCAGGUUAGGCACAACACCCAGGUUAGGAAGAACAAUCGAGUUAAGCAGAAUGACCAAGUGGAAAGGAACAAUCAGCUGGAUGAGAUUCAUGAGGGGGAUGAUACAAAUGACAGGGUUGAGUUGGAGAAUGAGAAAUACCGUAAUAAGGGAAAUACCAAUUUAUGGCAUAAUGAUAAUUGCGCUAUGCAAACAUGUUCAAAUGGAAUCAGCAUGGUUAACAAUCAAUAUGAAGAUAAGGAAAACAGAAAGAGUAAUACUUCAAAUGCACAAAAAGACAACAACAGUAGUAGUACUAAUAGCAGUAGUACAGGUAGGAAGGGAUAUAUAUCGAACUAUGAAAUAGAAAAUAAUUUUAACGAGAGUAAAAAAAAAGAAUUUGAUGACUUAAUACAUCUAUAUAGUGAAAAGAUAUCAGAAAAUAAAAAUUAUUUUAAUAAUUAUAAAAAUGUAUAUAAUUGUAAUUCCAAGUCUAGUAUAGUGAUACCAAAAUAUGCACACACAAAUAAUGAAGACCUUAAAUAUUAUUAUUUAAAUUCUGAAAAUGCAAGAAGUUCAUCUAUUUAUAAAUGUAGUAGUAACGAAGAAAUAACAGGGAGCUCUUUAUAUUUGGAUAAAGGUUUGAACAGUUUUGAGAUGAAAAAUAAUUUGUUUAGUAAAAAUGAGUAUACUAAUAUAUCAUUAGGGGAUAAGGAACCAUUGACCAGUAGUAAUAACUUCCUAUCUGAUAACAAUAAAUGUAUUAGGAAUAACAACAACUAUUAUUCGAGUAAGAAGAUAUAUAAUUUUAAAAAUACUGUAUCUCAUAUAUUUGACAUCAUUAUUCAUAAGUAUGUAAUCAGUAUAGAUAGUAAUUUAUUAUAUUCAUAUGGUAGCAAUAAAUAUGAUGUAGAUGAUAAAAUGAAUAAAGAAGGGAGUUCUACUUCCUUAUUUAGGAAAAAUAGCUGUAAUUAUGAUAUUAUUAACAAUAACUCGUACAGACCCAGUUCAUGUAUGACGCUUAAUUAUUCUAAUGGUAUAGAUAACGAAAUGAGAAGGAGCAAUAAAACGAGGAGUAAUGAAAAUAUUUCGCACGUAAAUUCUUCUACCAGUAUCAGAAAUAAUAAUGACAGCAGUGUUAAUAAUAACAAAUGUAUUGAUAAGAAACGAUCAGAUUGUAAUCAUUUAAACAUGAGAGAUAUGUUAGUGAAAAGAAAAUAUUAUAAUAAAAAAUUUAUAAAUAUGUUUUCAAAAGACAUUAUUUCAAAAAGUCUAUUUCAUUAUUUAAAUGCUGAUUUUUUGAUAAAUGAGGAUAAAAUUAAAUAUAUUAUUCCAUUCCUUUUCCAUAGUAGAAAUGUAAAUAUAUUUAAAAAUAACCUGAACAAGAAAGAUUUUUAUUUCUAUGAAUAUAUUGCCUUUUCUUUCAAUUUAAAUAGACAAAAAUUACGAAAAAAAAUUGAAUGCUCCAAGGUAUCCUAUGAAGAAUUUCUCCUAAAAGGGAAGCAUAAAUAUAAUAAACUCAAAAAGGGGUAUAACAAAAAGUUGUUAUCCUUAGAUACACAACAGGAUAGCGGCGUAAAGAUUAUUUCGCUUUAG
Molecule: messenger RNA, 2805 nt
Organism: Plasmodium malariae
Lineage: Eukaryota; Apicomplexa; Aconoidasida; Haemosporida; Plasmodiidae
Product: OTU-like cysteine protease, putative
Exons: 8
Coding region: 1-2805 (934 amino acids)
Biological process (GO): protein deubiquitination
Molecular function (GO): cysteine-type deubiquitinase activity
Source: RefSeq, a predicted model, not a curated record